This is a messenger RNA of Trypanosoma conorhini, 2466 nucleotides long. Its product is annotated as retrotransposon hot spot (RHS) protein. Bases 1 to 2466 code for a protein of 821 amino acids. The record is from RefSeq and is a predicted model, not a curated record. NCBI's taxonomy places the organism in Eukaryota, Euglenozoa, Kinetoplastea, Trypanosomatida, Trypanosomatidae. The transcript has a single exon.
AUGUCUGGAAGAAGCGAAGAAACUUACGCUGCUGCGGAGAGUCCCGCCACUAAUGUGCCGCGGGGGCAGCCGCGGGCGAGGUCGGGGCCAAGCGGCGGUUCAGCUCAACCCGCAGCACUGCGCAUAAGGCAGGAGGGAGCGCAGCAGAGGCCAAGGUGGACCCUCAUCAGUACGGUGGAGGACGUCCUGCUGUUUGGGGGAGAAGGGCCAAUCGGUGAAAUCAAACUGAACGAUUUCCUCCGCAGGGAAUUGGGCGGCAGGGGAGUCGUGGAGGCCAACGAGAAUGUCUCUCUUGAGAGUUGUGUUGCGCAACCCGAGACAUUUAUCGCAAAUGAGAAUGAUCUGUGCCUGAUACUGGCGUCGCCGUCCUACACGGCUAUAAAGGAAGCAAUUGAAGAUGCACGCAGGCUUGUGGAGCACGAGGUGGAAACUCUUCAGCGCUGGAGGGAAUUUGCGCAGAAGAAUAUUGUUUCUCCUGUUGGACGGGCAAAGCUCGACGCAGCGCUUGACGCGGCGGUGGAGGAGGAAGCGAGGCAGAGGCGGGAAAGGUUGGAGAAACUGCCUUGGGAAGAGAGGGUGUACCGGUCGGUGCACGAGGCGAAGUGGGGCUACGUGGAGUCGGGCCACGCUACGGAGCCGCUGGGGAUGAAGGUGGUGGGGGCCAACUCCAGCGAGCCGGAGAAAAUGUGGAGUGCGGGUGAGGUGAACGUCAUACCUCGUCCCGAAGAGGGCGACGAGAUUGAGGAGGCCCGUGGAGCGCGGCUGGAGCUUCUGGUGCUCACGUCCGAGAGCGGGUGGCCGUACGGAGAUUUUGCACGGGAUUUCAAGGACGUAUUUGUGCGCAAGGAGGUGCUGCGUGUGUGGAACGUCCUCAAAGAAGAUAUCGACGGCUGGCCCACCCGCGACGAGGAAAUGUUCGGGAAGCGGGCGUACGUUGUGGUUGGAACGCCCAGCGUUGGCAAGUCGCUGGCGGUGGGGUCCUUCGUGCUGCGCCAGCUCCUGCACUACGACGCCGCGAAGGUAGCGGUGGUGGCCUACUUUGUCGACGGGUGUGUGUACUUUUUUCACAAAACGGGGCACAAUGCAGGGACCGUGGUGGAAUAUACAAGCACUGAGCAGGGUGUGUGGGCUAUGGAUAGUUUGGCUGGAAGGCACGUUCCGGGUUACUUCAUUUUUGAUAUGGCUAAGAACCACCAACUUGGGGGGCACAUGUCUCCUGGGCGCUGGGGUGGAGUUGUGUUGAGUUUGCCUGAUAUCAAAUACUAUGAUUGGUUGUGUGACAAGCACGGUGCAGGUACCAUUUUUGUCAACAGCUACACUGCACGAGAGCUGAAGGCGCUUUUUGCGUGGCGGGAGCGCAAGUCGCUGCGCGACCUGCACGGAGGCGAGGAAAGACGAAAAACGGCGCUGGAGGAGAGUUGGAGGGCGGUGCAGCAACGCAUUGAUGAGGUUGGGCCGCUCCCUCGCUAUGUUUUCGACGCGAAGGCUUCCAGAGAGCGCUGGGCUGUAGUCGUGGCUGCGCUGUCCAGUAAUUCCGACGUGGACAUGAAUUACUACGCAGGGCUUUUGUUUGGCAGGGCCAACUGGCACGAAGACGGGACUACGGACAAACUGACCAAGCAGGUGCGUGUGCUGUGGGAGGGCACGUACGUGCGGGAAAGAUUCGAAUUUUUGCCCGUUUCACUUGAGGUCGAAAGAGAAUUGCGGCGAAUGGUGAUAACGGAGAACCUUCAGAUGUCUCGCUUGCUGUCCGCCCUGGGAACGUGCAGCAUAAAUGCCGCUGCCGAUCUCGAACGCUGGGGCUGUUUGGUGUUUCUGGUCGGCGGCGUCGUCGAGGCGGUUGCCCGCAAGAUGACGUACCUUCCCCGCACUGCGGAGGGAGAGCCGCGGCCCAGCGUGUUGGCGGAUGGACACGCAGCGGGCCGCUUUCCAAGCAGGCCCCGUUUGUUCGAGUACACGACGGGAGGGGCUCGCGAAGCGGAAAUACAGCAGGUUGAACUUGAACCCGGGGUUCUGUUUCUCCCCGACACACGCCGUUUCCCCGUGCUGGAUGCGUUCUACGUGGCCGGGGUGCAGCCAAGGGCGCCUCCAGCGGGCCGCAGGCGGGCCCGCGACACUCCCACCGGUGAACAGAGCAGUGCGGGGAAGACGAUGACGUUGGUCGGGCUGCAGGUGAGAAAGCAAGAUGCCCACCACACCACCGCCAGUGAGAUGGCUUCAUUUAUGGAAUACAUGAGGAGCAACUUCAAUAACUGGGAGGUGCUGAAGGAAGCGAUGGCGUGGGAGAUCAUUUACAUCCGGCACGCUGCGAGCACGCUGAUGACGACAAGGCAGCAAUGCACUUUCACGGGACAACGUUCGCUGGAUCCUCAAGCUCCCGAGAACUUCUGGGAGAGAAAGGUGGAGCAGUACCAGGUGCAACUUGACGCGGAGAUUGCCGACAAGCUUGCUGGUUGCCGCCGAUAA